CAAAAAAAUUCAAACACGUGUGGUUGACUUGAAAAUAACAAUGAAACUUAAAAAUAAAAGUUCAAGUAUAGAUACUACAAUAUUCGCUUCAUUUAGUAAACUAACCAGUGAUGAUGAAGUCAACAGAUUGAAAGGUGCUGAAGGAAUCAUAAAUAUCAUCAAAGAAAGCAGUGAAGAAAAACAACAGAAACAUUUAGAUUAUGCCGUGAAGAGAUUAAUUCGUGGUAAUGGAUCAUCCUCAACAUAUUCUCGAACUGGUUUUUAUACAGCACUUGCAGGAUUGUUAAAUUCCUCUUUGGAUAAUUUGCCUUCUAUCAGUAACAUCAUGGACAUUGUAAAAAAAGAAUUCAACAGUUCAGAAGAUAAAGGAAAAGUAGAUUCAACAGUCGGAACAGCACUUGUUUGUGGAGCAAUCAUUAGAUCCCCAAAAUCAUUGGGAAAUGCAUCACAAGAAGAAAUUUCAGAUUUAACAAAAUGUCUUGUUUCGUGUUUAUCUAAGCCGUCAGUAUCUUCAUUAGCCUACACAUUCAUAAAUGAGCUGGUGAUAAAUUCAAGUUCCAAUCUUGUGGAAUCAACAAUUUGGCCAGAAAUAAGGAAGAGUGUGAGCAUUGCGAAGGACACGAUAACCAUUGAUCCACUUUAUCUUCUGCUGGUAGUUGAAGAGCAUCAUGAAAACAUCAUCGAUCCAAUAUUUCUGAAGAAAUACUGGCACACUGAUUCAGUUCUUAAUGAAGACAACUUCAACAUUUUUGUAAAUCUUUUGUGGAGCAAUAAGAACGCAAAUGCAAUUAAUCAUCCAUUUUAUGUGUAUUUGAUGAGAAGAAUUGUUAUCACUAAGAACAUCAAACAAUUAUGGAAUGAAGUUGAUCAAUUUCUUGACACCGAAAUGAAGAAGAUCAACGGAAAAUCAAAUCAAUUGUUCAGACAAGUCGAAGUUGUGACGAUUCAUUCAGCACUUUCAAUAAUCAGAUGUUUGAAGGGCAAAUCCAAGGAUUUGUUGAAGCUUUUGACUCCAAACUUUCUUACGAUGCUUUGUGCAUUGGGAAUCAGAUCAAUUAAGGAUGAAGAUAUUCAAGAGCUUUAUUCAGAAUUUUAUGAUUUAAUGGAUAAUCAUAUUCAAGAGUUGAAGAAUGACGUAAAACUUCAAGUGCUUCGAAAAUUUCUGUCAUCUGGUUCGCUCACGCUUGAAAAGAAUUCGAAGAAAAAGUUCAUUACAAACUUAAUUAACUCUCUAGAGAUUCAAGAGUUGUUAGAGAUUGUAAAUGAGUUGAAGGAAGUUGUCGUGAGUGACAAAAAUGAUCGUGAACGACAAUACGCCGUGACAAUUCUUCAGAAAAUCAUAACACAUAAUAAAUUGGUUUCAAGUGACAUUGAAUGGCGCAUCAAACAAUUGAAAUUUCUGCUUAACUUGGCCAUAUUCAAAUCUUCUGAUGGACUUCAAUUGUCUUUGAGUGACGAAGAUGUUUCUACAAAUGCAACAAAUAUCAAAAAUAUUUUCUUCCAUUGCUUAGAAUCAAACUUGUCGAAACUUGAUGAUGACAAAUCCGUUUUAUUGGGUGUUGCUGAGCAUGUUUAUAACAUUUUAAAAAAGAAAGAUCACAACAGUUAUCUGCAGAAGCCUUUGGAAGAGAAACAUGUUGAAAUAUGGAAGAAAAUGUACGCCGACGUCACAAAAAAAUCUGAAAACAACAAAGAUAAAAAAUUGAAAACAGUUUUCCAAGUCCUCAUGCUUCACAUGGGUUUUCAAAUGUUCAAUCAAAGUCUUCUUGCAGCAAAUGCAAUAACUGAACUGGAAGCUGUCACAAAACGCGCUUUACAAAAGAAAAACAACAAUGAAAACGAACCAGAAUGGAUUGAAGUUGUGAUUGAUCUUUUUCUCACUUUAUUAUCGCAAGAAUCACAAGUUUUACGAAAUGUCAUUGGUCAUGUGUUUCCUCAACUCUGCAGUCAAAUGACCACAUCUGCUUUUCAUCAAAUACUUUCAUUGCUUGAUUUAAAUAAUAAAGAUAAUCCAUUGGAAGUGAAUACAAAUGAAGAAGAUUCUGAUGAUGAGGACGAAGACGAAGACGAAAACGAUGAGGAAGAUGAAGAUGAAGACGACGAGGAUGAAAUCAUCGAAAACGGUGAGGAAAAUGAAGAAGAUUCUGACAUAGAAAUGGAUGAAGAAGAAGAUAAAGAUGAUGAGCCAGAAACCAUCAAUGACACUGUGAGAAUUGCAGUGCAAAAUGCUCUUGCUAAUGCUGGCGACAAAGACGAUGAUGACAUUGAUUUGGAUGAUAUGGAUGAAGCUGAAGGAGAAAAAUUGGACAUCGCUCUGGCAAAUGCUUUUAAGUUAUUGAGACAAAAUCGAAAAUCAAAGAAAACAAAGAAGGAUAAAAUUGCUGAAAAAUCUUUGCUUCAUUUUCGUAUGCGAGCUUUAGAUUUGGUUGAAAUUUAUUUGAAGAACAACCCGCAAAUGGAGAUAUGUUUAGAGACGUUGAUUUUCUUUUAUGAUCUUAUGCCAAUUGCAAUAAAGAAUGAAAAACAGAGUCCACUUCUGCCAAGAUUUGAUGGCGUCUUCAUUCAACUUGCUCAACUUAAAUCAUUCAGCUUAGAGACCGUCGCGAAUGUCACAUCGAAACAUCUUGCUGAUACUCUUACAGAUAUGUUAAACAAGACAGUGAAAGAGAAGACGAAUAUUCAACAGCUUAAUCAUUUUGCUCGUGCUUGCAUUUUCAUUAUUAACUGUUCGCAGAUUCUUCAGAAAUUGACACCAGGGGAAGACGAAGUUUUACGGAUUAUGUUGGAACAUCUGAGAGAGUUUUUCACGCAUCGAAAUCCAACCCUUCAACUUAACAGCUUCAAUAAAAUUCUUGCAACACAAUGGACUGGAAACUUUAAGAUGGCAAAGUUUAUUUCCGAUGAAGGUCUCAAGUCAACUGUUCGCUCACUUCGACGAACGCAGUCAAUGCAAAUGUUGAAGACUUUCUUCAAAAAUCAUCAUCUGCUGACACAAAACGAAAAGUAUGCAACAAAAUAUUGUGAGAAAGUGUGCGAAAAUCUCAAGAAUUAUGUGAAUGAAGUGCAAGAAGUCCCUCAACCAGAAUUUUUGGAAUUAAUUCAAUUGAUCCUCACUCUUCGCAAUCAUAAACAAUUUUCAGUGAAAUCUGAACUUAUUGAGGCAAUUCAAUGUUAUCGAAAAAAACUUCUGUUGAAACCAAACAUUCUCAGCACUUACAAAUCGUUUUGUAAUGUGGUAAAAAUUACUUUUGUGCCAAAUGACAACAUAGAAGCAGAUGCGAAUUUGAAUGUCGUAUCAAAGAAGGUUGAAAUGCACAAUGGAACGAAUGGUGUAGGCGAUAAGAAAGAUGUCAGCAAUGCACUGAAAAGAAAAAAGAACUCAAGCAAAAAAGAGAAAAAAAUGAGGAAACAAAUACGAUUUGACAUUGCAUCAAAAGGUUACAAUGGAAAUUUCAACUUUUCAAAUAUUCCAGAAGUAAUGCUUGAAUAA
This is a messenger RNA of Clunio marinus, 3490 nucleotides long. NCBI's taxonomy places the organism in Eukaryota, Metazoa, Arthropoda, Insecta, Diptera, Chironomidae. The record is from the annotation of a GenBank genome assembly.